CGGCUGCCCGACGGGCCGACGCCGACGAGAUUUUUUGGUAAUUUCGGAGUAAUCUCCGGAGUCCGGAGUCCGCGGACGCGGAAUCACGCCUCACGCCGGCCGCGUGAAGUAGAUGGCGCGUGCGAGUGCCGCGGGCCGCGGCUACGAGAACGGCGGGUCAGCCGUCAGGCGGGUGGAAUAAUUCGCUCCGGCUUCGAGCGACGAGCACGUCGAGCACUACCACGCACCACGCACGAGUAUGACAGAUCGGAGCAGAGACCCGGAGUCGACCGCGAGCACCGCUGCCGAGCAAACGGGCGCGCGACGGAAAUCCAGGCGUGGAAACACGAGCGGGAAACUCGCGACGCUUCUUCGGCGAUGCGAGGGCAGUCGGCGUCAGGAGUACAAGAGGGAGGAUCCGACGAGCGACACCAGGUCGACGGAGCACAGAUUCAAGGGUCCGUCGAGCAGCAAGCUGUCAUUCCUCGAUUUCGUGUGCAAUGUCAAGAAGCACCUGCUACUGAAGAAUCUGUGCAAAUCCAAGAAAAGGAGCAAAGAGACAGAAACGACGAGCCCUUGCUCUGGCUCAAAGCAGAACAAUGUUAUCUCUGUCAUUGAAUCUCUCAAUUCAUGUCAGAAGCAAGACGUGUCAACUGACGAGCAGGCCUUGUUGUCGGAUAGAAGACUUUUGUAUGAAGCCAGAUUAGGUGACGUACUUGAAAAUUCCCACUACAGUAUUGAAGGAAAUAUAGCUAACAUUAGCACGCAAUAUGGUUCAUCUGGCACAAAUCUUCAUACAGUUCCUACGAGACAGCAAGCUAAAUUGAUAAGCGACAUUGCGACUGUCAACGAUGCAACGGUAAUGCAACCUACCUAUUCUAAUACAAUGGUGGCAGUUUCUAAUGCAAUAGCACAAGUCCCUGGCAGUGUAAACGAAACGUUAAAUAACGAACAUAAAGUCAAAGCAAGUCUCGCAAAAGAACUGCUUAAUCUAAGUAAAUAUGGAUGGUAUUGGGGUCCCAUAUCAGGAGACGAAGCUGAUGCCAAACUCAUAUCUGAACCAGAUGGUGCGUUUCUGGUUCGGGAUUCGUCAGACGACAGGUACGUCCUAACACUCAGCUUCAAAUCAUCUGGAAAGAUGCUGCAUGCGCGUAUGGAGCACAGCGGCGGCCUAUUUUCUCUCUGUAAUCAAAGCACCGAGAACGAAGGCUUUAAUUCGGUGGCUGCUUUAAUAAAUCACUCCAUGAACUUCAGCCAGUCCGCCGUAAUAUGUUACUCGAGGCCAAAAUAUCCGGGAUAUCCGUCGUUCCCGGUCAGAUUAACGAAACCAGUGAGCAGAUUCACGCAAGUAAGGAGUCUGCAAUAUCUUUGUCGUUUUGUCAUUCGUCAGUAUAUUAGAUUAGAUAAUAUACACAAGUUGCCUUUGCCAAAAACUAUCAAGGGAUAUAUUCAAGAAGCUCAUUAUUAAAAUCUAACAGAUAAAAAAAUAAAAAAUGUUGAGAUUAA
Messenger RNA from Temnothorax curvispinosus, 1485 nucleotides. RefSeq names its product cytokine-inducible SH2-containing protein (gene Socs44A). Gene Ontology annotation, molecular function: 1-phosphatidylinositol-3-kinase regulator activity. The record is from RefSeq and is a predicted model, not a curated record. Lineage: Eukaryota; Metazoa; Arthropoda; Insecta; Hymenoptera; Formicidae. Gene Ontology annotation, cellular component: phosphatidylinositol 3-kinase complex. The coding region runs from base 239 to 1447 and encodes 402 amino acids. The transcript has 3 exons. Gene Ontology annotation, biological process: protein ubiquitination; intracellular signal transduction; phosphatidylinositol phosphate biosynthetic process.